This is a messenger RNA of Drosophila subobscura, 1785 nucleotides long. RefSeq lists its product as uncharacterized. The record is from RefSeq and is a predicted model, not a curated record. NCBI's taxonomy places the organism in Eukaryota, Metazoa, Arthropoda, Insecta, Diptera, Drosophilidae.
CGUCGGCAUACAGAAGAAGAAAAAAAAAAUUGCAAAAAAAGCGGAAAAGCGGCGGCAGAAGAUACAAUUUACUUCUAAAAUCGAAAUAUAUAAAAGCCUUCAAAAUUAAUAAAAACGCGCAGACAAGUGGCCGCAAGUCGCUGACUAAAAUGGCUAUACAACUAGAUAAAAUUCUGGCAGAUAUUGCCAAGGAGAAAGCGGUGCAUCCAAACAAUGGCGGAGCGACCAAACAGGAGCAAGAGGACGCUUGGGGCAGGAUUGGGCGUCUGAACAAGCUCUCCGUGCACGAGUCGCGCUCCAUUUUCAUUGUGCUGCAAAAGAAGUACCAUCAGGAGAAGCUCAAGGGCAAUUCGACGUGGAAGCUGUUCAAUGUGAUGAACCAAAUACACCAGGAGCCCAAGGCGGCCGUGAAAGAAGAAGACGACCAAGUUCCCAUCGACGAUGUGGAGGAGUUUGAAAUGCUGGAGGUGCAGGAGCCAGAGGAUGAUGACGAUGCUCAUCAGUUUGGCCAGCCCACCAACUCCACUGGCUCUGCUUCUUCGGAUGGGGAGAGCCCAAGCAAAUCGCACAGCACCGGCUCGCCGGAGAAGGAGGAAAAGGUGUACUCCAAGGCCAACAUUGACACACCGCGUCCAGCGUUCGAAGAGAAGAAGCUGCUCAACACCAUGGCCAAUAAUACUCCGAGGGCCACGACAAACAAUCCAGUGUCCAUGGCCGCCGCAGUCUUGCAAAAAGGAAUUACCGUGAAGAAGACUCCCGUCUCGGCUGGAGCUGCACAUAAAAUGACGCCGACUCAGUCGCAAAGCAACAGCAGCAGGGCAACGUCCUCGUCGCGCACCACCAUUCAGUUGCCAGAGUCUUUGAAGCGCAAACUGUCUGAGGAGUACUCGGGACCAUCAUCGCAGAAGAAGGCGGCAAAGACACACAGCCCAAAACAGACGGCCAACACAGUUGCUGCUGCUUUGGCCGCUGCAAGCGUCCCCGAUCCCACAGUAACUUCCAAUGUCGUCCACACAACCACGGCUCAGCUGAUGCAGGUAAAGAAAGAACGUGACGGCAGCCACUCGCCACCGCCCGGCAUCAAUAUCAUCACCGUACCGGCGGCACAACAGAUCAACGGCGGUGGCCCAACAUCCUCGACAGCUGCCACCGUUGCCUCCACUUCAGUGGCUUCCACCAACGGCUACUCGCCACACAUCGAAGAACUGGAUUUCAAGAACGACAUUAUCUUUGACUCAAAGCUAAACACAAACUCCUCCAACGCCCCAGAGAUUAUCAACUUGGGCAACUUUGACCAGUCGCUGCCGCCGACAUUUUUCAAGAAUUUGUGCAACUCUUCACGCCACGAGGCCCUUGGACUAUACGUUGCAAAUGUGAUGAACCGAAUCUCAUUGCGUGCCGCCGCCAAACUCGAGUUGGGCAUCUUGCGCACCAUUCUCGAUGUGCAAAGUGACGAGCUGGACCAGUAGGUCAAUACAAGUAUAUAAAUUACCUAAUUAAGUGAAUUCUAAUUACUCAACUUACUUAUUAGAAGUACUAGAAGGUAUUUAUGUAGAACGGACCACCCUCUCCUCAAUUCCUAUAUAAUUUAUAUAAUUCCAAUCAUUUGCCCUCGCGAUAUUGAGUUGGUUCAUCCUUCAACGUCGCUUCAAUCGGAUAUUUUGACAGUAAUAUUACAUUUAAUUUGUUCACAGCAGCCCGAUUUGAUGGGCCCCUUCCCCCCAUGUUCCACUUAAUUUCCAAAUAAGUUUUUACUUCAAUAAAAAUAAAUAUGUGACUCACUUG